This is a messenger RNA of Amphimedon queenslandica, 3120 nucleotides long. Its product is annotated as transcription elongation factor SPT5-like. Gene Ontology annotation, molecular function: protein binding; mRNA binding. Gene Ontology annotation, cellular component: DSIF complex. The coding region runs from base 110 to 3118 and encodes 1002 amino acids. The record is from RefSeq and is a predicted model, not a curated record. The transcript has 27 exons. NCBI's taxonomy places the organism in Eukaryota, Metazoa, Porifera, Demospongiae, Haplosclerida, Niphatidae. Gene Ontology annotation, biological process: regulation of DNA-templated transcription elongation; transcription elongation by RNA polymerase II; regulation of transcription by RNA polymerase II.
UUAAAAAAUCACGUGAUCCAACCCUCGUGUCGUCCAUUACCGCCUUCUUGCAUUUUGCCUUAAACUUGAGGAAGAAUUACUGUUUUAGCUUUAAAAGAAGACUGUACUAAUGUCAGACAGUGAGGAGUCCGCCUUUAGUGAAGAAGAGGAGGAGGAGGAGGAGGAAGAAGAAGAUGAUGAAGAAGAAGAAAGAGAGUAUGGACACUUUAAGAAACGUCCAAGAUCUGAAUUCAUUCAAGAUGAAGCUGAGGAGACUGAUGAUGAAGAAGAUGAAUAUGAAGAAGAGGAACACGACUUUGUCAAGAUGACAUCCGGUCCAAGAGAUAAAGGUGUGUAUGAUGAGAGGGAUGUCACAGGUGCCAGGAACCUCAUGUUAAAGACGAUACUUACGGAAGAGAACGAGGACGAGGUGGAGGCUUAUCUUAAACAGAAAUAUGCUUCAGCUCCUUCGGCUAGUGUUGAGGAAAUGGAGGAACAGCCAAGAGAAAUAAUACAACAGAGUUUGUUACCAGGUGUCAAAGAUCCAAACUUGUGGACUGUUAAGUGCAGGAUAGGUACAGAGAAAGAGACAGUGAUGACUUUAAUGAGGAAAUUCAUUACAUUACAAACCACUGAUACACCUCUCCUUAUUAAGAGUGCUACAGCUGUUGAAGGUCUCCAUGGUUACAUAUACGUUGAAUCUUACAAGCAGCAGCACGUCAAACAAGCGAUAGAGGACAUUGGUAACCUGGCGAUGGGCAAAUGGAACCAGAUGAUGGUUCCGGUCAAUGAAAUGACGGACGUCCUUCGUGUGGUCAAGGACUCGGCCAGUCGUAACCUGCGGCAAGGAUCCUGGGUCAGGAUCAAGAGGGGGAUAUACAGGGAUGAUAUUGCACAGGUUGAUUAUGUUGAUACUUCACGUAAUAAGGUGGUCUUGAAGAUGCUCCCUCGGGUUGACUAUACUUCGAAGAAAGGAGCUCUCAAAGGAACUGAUGAUGAUGCUAAUAGGAAGAGAAGAAAAUCACGACCACCUGCUAAACUGUUUGAUCCAGAGGCCAUCAGAGAGUUAGGAGGACUGAUAUCUUAUGAUGGAGACUUUCUCGUGUUUGAAGGAAAUCACUUUAGAAACGGGUUCAUGUACAAGCAGUUUGGAAUGAACGCCAUUAUUUUUGAAGGAGUCAAGCCUACAUUAGGUGAACUAGAAAAGUUUGAAGCGACACCUGAAGAAGUUGAAGUAGAAGUGAGCGGUAGUGCCAUUGGAGCAGCUGGUCUUGAGCCUGGUGACCUCGUUGAAGUCUGUGAAGGCGACCUCAUGCACCUCCAGGGGUCAGUGAUAUCGAUUGAUGGGAAUAAUGUGACGGUUUUACCAAAACACGAGGACUUACGAGAUCCGCUGGAGUUUAACAUAUCAGAAUUGAGGAAGUUCUUUCAAGUUGGGGAUCACGUUAAAGUGAUUGCAGGGAGACACGAGGGGGAGACGGGGCUGGUCGUUAGGAUUGAAAAUAACUUGGCAAUCAUCUUUGUAGACCUAACAAUGCAUGAGUUGAAGGUAAGGCCGAGAGACCUUCAGUUGUGUCUUGAGAAAAGCAGCGGAGUGGACACCUCAGGUCACUUCCAACUGGGAGAUCUUGUCAUGUUGGACCAGCAGACUGUUGGGGUCAUCACUAGAAUGGAGAAAGAGGUUUUCAAAGUGCUGACUCAGCACGGUAAAGAGCAAAGCGUCAAACAGCACUCAGUCCAACUGAGGAAGACCAGAGCCGUAGCACUGGACUCACACCAGAACUCAAUUUCUGCUAAAGACAUUGUGAGAGUUGUCAAAGGGACACAUAUUGGUAAACAAGGUGAAGUUAAACACGUCUACAAAGGAUACGUCUUCAUUCAUGCACGAAAUGUCAUGGAAAAUGGCGGAGUCAUAGUCACCCGUUCGAAGGACCUUGAGCUAGCUGGUAGUACCAGUAACGCUCAGGCGCUCACUGGGUUUCAGAGUCCUCGACUGGCUAGUCCUAGUCCUCAUAGAGGGGGUGGGCGGGGCAGAGGAGGCCGUGGCGGGGGAGGAGGAGGAGGAAGGUUCAAUACUCGUGACACGUCACUCAUUGGGAAAACUGUUAAGAUAAUACAGGGACCCUACAAAGGUUAUGUCGGUAUCGUUAAAGACUGCACUGAUUCAACUGCUCGUGUUGAAUUACAUACAAAAUGUCAAACAAUCAACGUUGACAAGACACGCCUCUCAGUCAUAACAGGUCAAGAGAGUGCUGGUAUGAUGUCUUCUUGGGGGCGUACCCCUCAAUUUGGAGCUGCUACCCCGGCCUAUGGUAACAUGACCCCAUUACCAGGAGGAGGAGGGAGGACUCCUCUCUAUGGGUCAAUGACACCUUCUCAUAGUGGAGAUGGUGGUCGUACCCCUAGUUACAAUAACCCUGGUUACAUGACCCCGUCACAUGAUCCUUCCCGCACUCCUCUCCAUGGAGGCAGUGCUUGGGAUCCAAGUAUUACCAACACUCCAGCGAGAACUGAUGAAUGGACCAACUAUGGAUCAGCACCUUCACCUUCAGGGACGUAUGCUAACCCAGCAACACCAGGUAGUGUCCAGUAUGACAACCCCAGCACUCCCAGUGCAUACAUUGCUGACUCACCCCAGAGUAACUCUUCUUCACAUUACGGAUCACACUACAGUGCCAGGACCCCCAUGUACUCAUCUGAUUACAAAUACACUCCGUCUCCUACCAAUUAUAAUCCAAUGACCCCCGGGAGCAAUCUUGAAUAUAGUCCCAGGACCCCUGGGAGCCCCCUUGACACUGGUGACCUUGGCUUUCCUCCUGAUAUUGAAGUUAUGGUCAAAGACCUUUAUCACGAUUCCAGUCUAGCUGGUAAAGUGGGCGUGAUCAAGAGUGCCGUUGGUGGGCGUGUCUCUGUAUAUCUCUAUGACGACGGUCAGGACGUGGACAUACCAAUGUCCUUCCUUACCCACGUGCCACCGAUGAAAGGAGACAAGAUAAAGUGUAUUAAAGGAGUUCAUACUGGCAAUACUGGAUACCUCAUGAAUAUUGAUGAGGGAGACGGUAUCGUCAAACUAGAUUCUGACGGUUCCCUUAAGAUCAUAACUCUUAAUGAACUAGCUAAACUCGUUACCAGGACCUGACA